Molecule: messenger RNA, 1181 nt
Organism: Vidua chalybeata
Lineage: Eukaryota; Metazoa; Chordata; Aves; Passeriformes; Viduidae
Gene: DSN1
Product: DSN1 component of MIS12 kinetochore complex
Exons: 11
Coding region: 1-1161 (386 amino acids)
Biological process (GO): cell division; mitotic sister chromatid segregation
Cellular component (GO): MIS12/MIND type complex
Source: RefSeq, a predicted model, not a curated record
AUGGCGGCGAAGCCGGAGCGGGCUCCGCGCCUGCGCGCGGCGCUGAGGGCAAGCGAGCGGCGGGAAACCGUCAUGGAGAAGACAGCGGCGGGACCCGGCGGUUCCCCCGGCCCGGCCGCGGCCCCGUCCCCGCGGGGCUCGGCCGGGCCACAGGAGGACGAGCGAUGCCCCAGCGGACCCAGCCCUGAGAACGGAGGAGCCGCGCCAGAGCCGGACUCGGCAGCGAAGGCAGCGGACGCUGAGGCGCUUUUGAAGGCUCCCAGCCAAAAGGGAACCCCGAGGUCGUGCAGCAGGAAGAAAAGAGCCCCGAGCAGCCCCAGGAUUCUGACGAAUUCCUUCCGAUUGUCGCCGAUUUUCGGCACCCCUCACGGCAGGCGCCGCUCCUGGCGCCGCUCCUGGCGCCGCUCCAGCCUCAAGGGGCGGCGAUCCCGCCGCAAAUCGCUGCCCCCCGUCCACCGGGACGUCACCGGGUUGAGCCAAUCCAUCAGCCUGGAGCUUCCCGAAGUCCAACGUCUCUCCCUCCUCCUCCUCUCCAGCUUCCAGUUUUCUGCCCAGAAGUUGCAGCAGGUCCUGAAGGAAUCCGAAGGAUUCGACCCCAAGGCUUUUGCUGCCAAAGUCCAGAAGGGCUCUGAGGAAUUCCAGAGGCUCCUCCAGAGGCUGCUCCAGGAUGGGACCCUCGGGAAUUGCCUGGAGUCGACCCCGGGGGAUUCCCUGGAUCCAGCCCUGGAGGAAUCUGUGGCUCAGGUGAAGCAGCUCAUGGCCAGGCUCUCCGGGGAGCUCCAGGCCUGGGAUCGGCUCCUGCAGCAGCACCUGGAGCACUCCCAGGAGGCCUCCAGGAAUUUGGAGCAGCUCCGCGCCGGGACCCCUCCCUGGACCCUCCCCCCAAUUCCCAAAUCCCAAAUUUUGGCCUCCAGACCCGACUACGGAGCCAUCGUGGCCCAGCAGGGCCCGGCCCUGCAAUCCCUGCGCCUCCUGGUGGAUGAGGCACAACAGGCCGGGAAAAUGGUGCUGGAAUUCCACGGGGAGAGCAGGAGCUUCCUCAGCGGCCUCUCGGAGCAGCUGGCUUCCAGAGUGUUCCGGAGGCUGCAGGGAUCCCCCGUGCGGAAGCUGCUGCAGAGGAGGCCCCAGAAAGUUCUGCCCGAGGAGGGGGAAGGAGAAUAAAAAAGGAAAAAUCCCCAAAA